AAAUAUUUUUGUUUAUUCGUUAACUCUGAACUGAUGAAUUCACCUCCUUUGAUUUCACCUUAUAUACAACGAAAGGGUUCUGCCACUGGGGGGACUAAAACUCCAAGGCGUCCAAAGGCCACAAAAUCACAUACUGCGCCUCCAAUCGCGGGUGGUCGAGUCACAAAACGUAAUAGUGUUAGUAAUGCUACGAAAACUGGAAAAAGCGAUACUUCUACACGGGGCACCGGCAGAGGUGGUAGAGGUGGUAGAGGUGGUAGUACCCGUGGUCGUAAACCAAGUCUACAACGUCAACAAUCUUCUGGGUCUCUUAUGUUAGAACAUUUAGAUGGUACUAGUGCUCAUUCAGUCGCAACAACUUCUGCUUCAAAUGUCACUCCUUCAACUCCUAGAGAUUUCGCUCCACAAACUCCCGGUGAAGAAAUUGAUCAAUAUAUUAGGCGGGAUGAAGAAAUAACCGAUACUGAUUUUGAAAAAUCGAAUAAAGAUCGUGCUCAAAUGCGUUCGCGAGUCUAUGAACAACACAAUAUGUUGCUAAAAGCUUUCUCGAAAGAGCAAACUGAACGAUUUGAAGUGUACAGACGUUCGGCUUUGAGUAAACCAAAUGUCAAAAAGUUGGUAAGUGCGCUGGACAUUAAAAAAGAGUGGGGUUCAGAAGGUCCACUUUCACCUGAUCAUAUACGAGAAGCAUUUAGAAGAUACAAACAGGAAAUGGGAUUCACUUGUCAUAAUUAUCAAAAAAGGCUAUUGCGACAUUAG
Molecule: messenger RNA, 759 nt
Organism: Dentiscutata erythropus
Lineage: Eukaryota; Fungi; Glomeromycota; Glomeromycetes; Diversisporales; Gigasporaceae
Source: the annotation of a GenBank genome assembly